CUCUCUUCGCUCUCUGUGUGUGAAGUGAGAGGAUCUUUGUUUGGUUCUGCAAUCAUAAUUUCGUGAUAUACUAAAAAAAACAAACACAAAAUGCAUUUUCUUCUGCUCUCUUAUACGCAUAGACCCUACUCUAUGAUCAGAUUUUCCUUGCUCUCUUCUCUUUGUUCUCUCAUGGUUUUUUCUCCCUAAAUUUGCUCUCUCCUUUCUCUCUCUAAAGCACACUCACACUCAAAAGCACUUGUCUUUCUUUUUUAUCGUCAGAAGUCUAAAGAUGGGUUUUGUUCAGAAACAGUUGUUUUGACUUCAAAAACCAGAGCUUUAAUCCUGGAUUCAUGGCGAAAAGAGCAACACUUUUCUUCUCCUCUCUCACUUUCUUGUUUCAAUUCGCUUAAAAAAUCAAUGGUAAUUUUGUCAAUCAAUUGUGUGUGUUUUGGGGGAAGAAGAAGAAGAGCAAGAGUGUGUGAUUGAUUUGAUUUGAUUCUACUCUGAUUUCUUAAAAAUGGCAUUUUGGUGCAUGUCAAUUCUUCUGAUUCUUGUUGCGUUUUUAUCAAAAUCUGAGUUUUGUGAAGCUCAGCUAAGCGAUGAAGCCACAUUGGUUGCCAUUAAUAGAGAGCUUGGAGUUCCAGGAUGGAGUAGCAAUGGCACUGACUAUUGUACUUGGGUUGGGCUCAAGUGUGGUCUCAACAACUCUUUUGUUGAAAUGCUUGAUCUCUCAGGGCUUCAGCUUAGAGGUAAUGUCACUCUAAUCUCUGACCUCAGAAGCUUAAAGCAUCUAGAUCUUUCUAGUAACAACUUCAAUGGACCAAUUCCUGCGUCUUUUGGCAACUUGUCUGAGCUUGAGUUUCUAGAUUUGUCUCUAAAUCGUUUUGUUGGAGCGAUUCCAGUUGAGUUUGGUAAGCUUAGAGGGCUUAAAGCGUUCAACAUUUCCAAUAACUUGCUUGUGGGAGAGAUACCUGAUGAGCUUAAGGUUCUAGAGAGGUUAGAGGAGUUUCAAGUCUCUGGAAAUGGGUUAAAUGGUUCUAUACCUCACUGGGUAGGGAAUCUGAGCAAUCUUAGGGUGUUUACGGCUUAUGAGAAUGAUUUGGUUGGUGAGAUACCGAAUGGGUUAGGUUCGGUCUCUGAGUUGGAAUUGUUGAAUCUUCACUCAAAUCAGCUUGAGGGGAAGAUUCCAAAGGGGGUUUUUGAGAAAGGGAAGCUUAAAGUUUUGGUCUUGACACAGAAUAGACUGACCGGUGAACUCCCUGAAGCAGUAGGAAUCUGCAGCGGCCUCUCGAGCAUUAGAAUUGGGAAUAACGAGCUUGUGGGAGUCAUUCCAAAGACAAUCGGAAACAUUAGUGGACUUACUUACUUUGAAGCAGACAAUAACAAUCUUUCAGGUGAGAUUGUUGCAGAGUUUUCAAAUUGUUCUAACCUCACUCUGCUGAAUCUAGCAGCAAAUGGGUUCGCUGGAACCAUUCCAACAGAGCUUGGUCAGCUCAUUAAUCUUCAAGAACUUAUUCUCUCAGGUAAUAGUCUCUUUGGGGAAAUCCCGAAGUCGUUUCUUGGAAGUGGAAACCUUAACAAGCUUGAUUUGAGUAACAACAGACUCAAUGGAACCAUCCCAAAGGAACUCUGCAUCAUGCCGAGGCUUCAGUAUUUGCUUCUUGAUCAGAAUUCCAUAAGAGGAGACAUACCUCAUGAGAUUGGAAACUGUGUGAAGCUGCUUCAGCUACAAUUGGGUCGAAAUUACUUGACGGGAACCAUUCCUCCCGAGAUUGGUCGCAUGAGGAAUUUGCAGAUAGCACUCAACUUAAGUUUCAACCAUCUUCAUGGAUCAUUGCCUCCCGAGUUAGGAAAACUCGACAAGCUCGUGUCAUUGGAUGUCUCUAACAAUUUGCUGACAGGAUCCAUACCGCAACUACUGAAAGGUAUGAUGAGUUUGAUCGAGGUUAAUUUCUCAAACAACCUCUUGAAUGGUCCUGUGCCAGUUUUUGUUCCCUUUCAAAAGUCUCCAAAUUCGAGCUUUUCGGGAAACAAAGAGCUAUGUGGAGCACCAUUGAGCUCUUCUUGUGGAAAUUCUGAAGAUCUUGAACAUUUGAGAUACAAUCACAGAGUCUCCUACAGGAUUGUGCUUGCAGUGAUUGGUUCUGGUGUGGCUGUCUUUGUAUCAGUCACUGUGGUUGUUCUUCUCUUCAUGAUGAGGGAGAAACAAGAGAAAGCAGCGGCUAAAAACGUUGAUGUUGAAGAAAAUGUUGAGGAUGAGCAACCAGCAAUUAUAGCGGGAAAUGUCUUCCUUGAAAAUCUUAAACAAGGAAUUGAUCUUGAUGCAGUUGUGAAAGCAACUAUGAAGGAAUCGAAUAAACUCAGCACGGGAACUUUCAGUUCAGUUUAUAAAGCCGUUAUGCCUUCGGGGAUGAUUGUUUCGGUGAAGAAACUCAAGUCUAUGGAUAGAGCCAUAACUCAUCAUCAGAACAAGAUGAUCAGAGAACUCGAAAGACUCAGUAAACUUUGCCAUGACCAUUUGGUUAGACCGAUUGGGUUUGUUAUAUACGAAGAUGUUGCUCUCUUGUUGCAUCAGCAUUUACCUAAUGGUAACUUAACUCAGCUGAUUCAUGAGUCCACCAAGAAACCAGAGUACCAACCUGACUGGCCAAUGAGACUGUCCAUAGCUGUUGGAGUAGCAGAAGGUUUAGCAUUUCUCCACCAAGUCGCCAUCAUUCACCUCGAUGUUUCCUCUAGCAAUGUCUUGAUAGACUCUGGUUACAAAGCCGUGCUUGGGGAAAUCGAAAUAUCAAAACUUCUAGAUCCCUCUAGAGGCACCGCAAGUAUUAGCUCAGUUGCAGGCUCCUUUGGCUACAUUCCACCAGAGUAUGCAUACACAAUGCAAGUUACUGCACCGGGGAAUGUUUACAGCUACGGAGUUGUGUUGCUUGAGAUUCUAACCUCAAGAGCGCCGGUGGAGGAAGAGUUUGGUGAAGGAGUAGAUUUGGUGAAAUGGGUCCAUGGAGCUUCAGCGAGAGGAGAAACACCGGAACAGAUACUUGAUGCCAAGCUUAGCACCGUGUCCUUUGCUUGGAGGAGAGAGAUGCUUGCAGCUCUGAAAGUUGCAUUGCUUUGCACAGACAUCACACCUGCAAAAAGGCCAAAGAUGAAGAAAGUAGUUGAAAUGCUUCAAGAGGUUAAGCAAAUCAAAUGAGCAAAUGAAUGAUGAUAUUUAGUUUCCUUUUGUGACAUUCAUAUACAAAAAAACGCAUUCCUAUAUAUGCGAGGUGUAUUAUUAUUAUAUAGGUUUUCAUGAUGAAUUGACCGCCAAUGGUUGAUUUACUUAUCCAAUAACACAAAUUAUAGAUUA
Messenger RNA from Arabidopsis lyrata subsp. lyrata, 3331 nucleotides. Its product is annotated as leucine-rich repeat receptor-like tyrosine-protein kinase PXC3. The coding region runs from base 500 to 3175 and encodes 891 amino acids. NCBI's taxonomy places the organism in Eukaryota, Viridiplantae, Streptophyta, Magnoliopsida, Brassicales, Brassicaceae. Gene Ontology annotation, molecular function: receptor serine/threonine kinase binding; protein kinase activity; ATP binding. Gene Ontology annotation, biological process: protein phosphorylation. The record is from RefSeq and is a predicted model, not a curated record. The transcript is spliced from 2 exons.